This is a messenger RNA of Lithohypha guttulata, 735 nucleotides long. It is a transcript of the gene CHO1, whose product is annotated as CDP-diacylglycerol-serine O-phosphatidyltransferase. Gene Ontology annotation, biological process: phospholipid biosynthetic process. The record is from RefSeq and is a predicted model, not a curated record. NCBI's taxonomy places the organism in Eukaryota, Fungi, Ascomycota, Eurotiomycetes, Chaetothyriales, Trichomeriaceae. Gene Ontology annotation, molecular function: phosphotransferase activity, for other substituted phosphate groups. The coding region runs from base 1 to 735 and encodes 244 amino acids. Gene Ontology annotation, cellular component: membrane. The transcript has 2 exons.
AUGUCGCAGCGAGCAGGAAUCACUUCAGCUGAAAGAGAGAAGGACAAAGCCCUGGUGAAGCCAAAAGAUCCAGUGCAGAGCAAACAAGCAACGUUGCUGGCACAGGAUACAGGUCAUUUCUCUCUGGUACGAGCGCUACAUCUAGCUGAUGCGAUCACCGAGAUGAAUGGAUUCUGUGGCUUUAUGGCCGUGCUCUCGGCCAUGCGAUACGCCAUGGGAGACCCUUCGCAUUUCACGAACCUCUACGCCGCCUUUAUCUUUCCAGUAGCAGGACUUAUGUUUGAUUUUCUAGAUGGAAAGGUUGCAAGAUGGAGGAAGAAGUCGUCUCUCAUGGGUCAAGAACUGGAUUCGUUAGCCGAUUUGAUCUCUUUCGGUGUCGCACCUGCUUCUGUUGGCUUCGCCUUGGGCCUACGAACCAACGUCGACCACCUGAUAUUGAGCUUCUAUGUCCUCUGCGGCCUCACACGACUCGCUCGAUUCAAUGUAACAGUUGCAAUGCUUCCCAAGGACGAGACGGGCAAAAGCAAAUAUUUCGAGGGUACACCAAUUCCAUUCGCAUGUCUUACCUCUACUACCAUCAUGGCAUUAUGGACUUGGAUGGGUGCUAUCCACGACCAUAUCCCCCUAGGCAUCGCCUUGGCAGGCACGCCGUUCGAAUUCCAUCCGGCAGCAGUUAUAUUCGUUAUUAAUGGCUGUCUCAUGUGUUCCAAGACUUUGCACGUGCCGAAGCCAUAA